AUGGAUGCUGCGUCGUCGAUCCGCCCGGCUGGCCGAACAGUGGAGCUGUUCAACGAGAACGUGUUCUCAGAGCUUCGGUCACGUGCCGGCAUUCCAGAUGAUUUCCUGAAUACCGGUUGGGAUUUCGCAAACUUCCAGCACGGAGGCGGAAAAGGCGGGAGCAUGAUGGCAUUUGUCGAAGACAAAUUUAUCGUCAAGGAACUUAGCGUGGGCGACCACAAGUCGUUGCUGAGUUUGGCUCCGUCCUAUGGCGAUCACGUACGGACAGGCGACACUUUGCUUUCGCCAAUAUAUUUGCAUUUCAGAGAUAUGGCAUCGGAUAGGUACCUCUUCGCCAUGCGCAACAGCAUCGGCAAGAGCCCGUUUAAGGCGUGCUAUGACCUCAAGGGUUGCGCAGACGACAAGCUCAUCGAGAAAGAAGGUGAGCGCAUCAAAGCCGUGCACAAACGGAUAUGGAAGGUCGGCAUGUGGUGUGGCCAGGUGAAUUGGACGGAUGAGCGUAAGCGCUACCAUGCCGGGAAAGUGGAAGCUCGAAGAAUUCAGGUGGAGCUUCAACCGCAGCAGCGAUCUUCCUUCAUCAGCUUGCUGAAGCGGGAUACCGACUUUCUGGCAGGGCACAACCUGAUGGACUACAGUUUGCUGAUCGCGACGAAGGAGAUCCCCUCUGGAGAGGAGUCUCCCGGCCCGUCCGCGCUGAAGCUAUACAGGUGUGCCGGCCCGAAUGGCAAGGACCUCCUGGUCUACAUGUCCUUGAUCGACUUUCUACAAGUCUGGACCACUGGCAAGCGCGUGGCGAGGUGCAUCAAGGUCUGCGAGUGCAACAAGGCAACGAUUCCGCCGAAGGCGUAUGCAAAUCGCAUGCUGACGCACUUCACCCACCAAGUCGUCGAGGCUCAGGAUGGCUCAGCCGCGGAUCCUGAGGACGUCGACUUUGACAGCCUAGUUCCGGAGAAGCUCAUCAGCCCACCGCUGCCGACGCAUUACAGCAACACCUUGACAGCAUCUCGCACGAGUGAUGCGCUGGCUUAG
Symbiodinium sp. CCMP2592 is the source of this 1029-nucleotide messenger RNA. The record is from the annotation of a GenBank genome assembly. Lineage: Eukaryota; Dinophyceae; Suessiales; Symbiodiniaceae.